UUUAGAUUAUAUCUCAAGAUGCAACGAGAAGAAAAACAAUUAGAUUCUGCUUUAGAAGCUAUAAUUAUGAGAGUUAAUGAUUUAAAGUCAACAAUAGCUGCAAUGAUAUUUAAAGUUGAACAUGAAUAUGAAACAUUAAAUUGGCCAAACUUCCUUGAUAAUUUUGCCCUUAUAUCUGGACAUCUUACAAGCCUUUCUAAAAUUCUUAGUCAUGAUAAAGCUCCUAAUUUACGAAAUUUAACCGUACUUCCUUUACAUUUAAGUCCAGAAAAAGAUGAAGAAUUGCUGAGAAUGACCGAAGGACGAAUAUCAACUUUUGCACAUGAUCUAGUACCAGACUAUUUACGAACAAAACCAGAUCCUUUAGUUGAACAAAAAAUGUUAACAUAUGAAACAAAAGUGGCUAGUUUAACUUAUGAUGCAUCUCAUAAACAAGUAGCACAAUAUAAUAAAGUAAUUAAUCAUGUAUGGGAUAUUGCCAAUAAGGCUAGAGAAGAAUGGGAAAGUGAAACAAGUUCUAGAGCAACUCAAGCACAAACUAGUAAUUCUGCAGACACACAUUUACUUGUUUAUGCAGUGGGUAAUGGAAAAGGUUUAAAGUCCGAUACUGUACAAAUGGUUCAGGGUGUAGGAAAUUCCAUUGGAAGUAACAUGAUGGUUGGAAGAGCAGGAGGACAAUCACAAACAUCAAGUCAAGGACCUUUAGCUGGACAAAUGACUAAAGCUCCAAGUACUAUUAAAACAAAUAUUAAGGCAGCAUCUCAAAUUCAUCCAUACACACGAUAGAAAAAUAAUAUCCAUAUAACAUUUUAUAUUAGUUAAUGUAGCCUUAACAUAUUAAAAUAAA
Messenger RNA from Ceratosolen solmsi marchali, 847 nucleotides. RefSeq names its product mediator complex subunit 8 (gene MED8). The record is from RefSeq and is a predicted model, not a curated record. Lineage: Eukaryota; Metazoa; Arthropoda; Insecta; Hymenoptera; Agaonidae. Gene Ontology annotation, biological process: regulation of transcription by RNA polymerase II. Gene Ontology annotation, cellular component: mediator complex; core mediator complex. Gene Ontology annotation, molecular function: transcription coregulator activity; RNA polymerase II cis-regulatory region sequence-specific DNA binding. The transcript has 5 exons. Bases 19 to 786 code for a protein of 255 amino acids.